CUCUCUCUUAGUACGAAAUCUUCAACAUAAGGAGGUGAAAAAUUAUUUGUUGGAAAAUUUGGUUUGCGAGGGAGAAAGAAAGGGAAUUCUAUAUUUUUAGGAGACCGUAACGGCAAAAUUCAGCCUCCUCCUUAUUUAUCCAUUUUGUUUGCUCUAAGAUGACCAUAUAAAAGCAGAGCAACAUGAAUUUCAACCGAAUGCCUCUGCACCCCCAGUUUCCCUCGCCCUCACACCUGCCCCCCAAUGCAGGCCCCCCACCCAUGCCACCUAACCCUGGACACAUACCCCAAGGCAUGCCCCCACCCCCACACUUACCGCAGCACAUGGGGCAUGGAGGGGGGCACAGUGGACCAGACCUUGGGAGAAAUGAUGGCAUGAUGAUGCAAGGACAUUAUACCAACCAGGAUGUAUAUACCAGUGGAGGGGAUCUUAACCAGGAUUUUAUGGAGAUGAAUAACAUUCUGGUGGACGGGGGGGAUAGGUUUGGUGUGUCCACGCUCUGCUACGAUACUCAGGAAUUACUCUGGAUGGGCAACCAGGGGGGUCAUGUGACAUCAUACUUCGGAUUAGAAUUACAGAAGUACACAUCCUUUCAAAUUCACGUGAAUGAAGACGUUCGACAGAUUGUCCCGCUGGCGCGAGGAGUUCUCUCCCUUACUCAGAGUUGCCUUGCCUGUAACAACAGGAGAGGGGUUCCCAUAUUCACUUACAGAGGGCCGACAAUGCACAACAUGCAGUGUAUGAUGAUGACGGGACCCUCCACGGUAAUCAUCGGAGGUCACCAGACAAAGGUCAUAGAGAUAGAGGUCGAACACAAGGAGGUCAUUAGAGAGGUGGAUAUUCCUGAGCCAGGCUGUGCUAUAUUAAGAGGCACCAACAAGUACAUCUGUGCAGGGGACACUGCAGGAAAGGUGACCCUAUUUGACCACGGGACCAUGAAACCGGAGCACGUUCUGGAUGCCCAUACUGGUACCCUGUCCGACUUUGAUAUACAAGGCAAUCUCCUGGUCACCUGUGGGUUUUCAACAAGACACAGUAACUUGACGGCCGACCGAUUCCUGAUGGUGUAUGAUCUGAGAGUCAUGAGAGCCAUGGCCCCUAUACAAGUCAUCAUAGACCCCAUGUUUCUACGAUUCGUGUCCACGUACAAUAAUAAAAUGGUCAUCACAUCUCAGGCAGGCCAGUUUCAGAUCAUAGAGACGACCGCCAUGACUCCGUCCUCAAUGAAUGUCUACCCCAUCAACACCCACGGUAGUCCCCUGCUCAGCUUCGACAUCUCUAACAGCUGUCAGGCGCUGGCUUUUGGAGACUCGGGAGGCUAUCUGCAUUUGUUUGCCCUUGGUGAGCACCCUUGCUACAACCAGUACCCAGAGCAGACAGAAUUCCCUGAUCCGAUUGAGCCCAUACAACCCAUUCACAUCACAGAUGAAUACACCCCAUACUCCAUUAUCCCCAUGAUGUACCCCACUAAUGGAACCCUGCUCUCUGAUUGGCCAGAAUACCUGUCUCAGAGAACAUACAGAAAACCCAAGCCCCUGGAUGCAGACAUCUUGCGGUCCAUGAAAAUGCAGCACAAUGUGGGAUACGCCCAAAACCCGGGAAAAGAGAAACGGAACCAGAUACCAUACGUACAGGUUAAUGAGAAGUCCAAGAAAGGCAAGGGGGCAGUACCUGAAUCCCCGAUCGGUAGAAUGGAUGACCCAUUUAUUAAAGUACCAAAGCGAUUCAGAAAAGUGGAUCUAAAGUACUCCAAGCUGGGACUAGAGGACUUUGACUUUAGACACUACAAUAAGACACAUUUCGCGGGUCUGGAGACCGACAUACCUAACGCCUAUUGUAACUGCAUGCUUCAGGUGCUGUACUUUAUUGAGCCUCUUCGCUGUUCUCUCCUGAGCCAUUUGUGUGAGCGGGAAUUCUGUUUGGCCUGUGAGCUUGGAUUCCUGUUUCACAUGUUGGACAACCAGAAAGGACAAACAUGUCAGGCCAGUAACUUCCUGCGAGCCUUCCGGACUAUCCCUGAGGCCUCAGCCUUGAGCCUCGUGUUAGCGGAGAACGAGGAGAAUGACCCGAGAAUCAAUCUGUCUCGCCUGAUACAGAGCUGGCAGAGAUUCCUAUAUCAACAAGUUCACGCAGAACUCUGUAACAAAAGUCAGCCAGUGAAAGAAUCAAAGUCUGAAGAGAAUCUGAACAAGUCUUCAGAGAGUUUAACUAAAUCAGAUGAAAACCUGUCUGAGCAGCUAUCAGAGGUCAGCCUUAAGACAGAGGAAGUGUCAGAGGUCAGUCUAAAAACAGAGGAAGAGGCCUCAAAGCCUGAGGAAAAAUCUGUGGAAACCACACCCCCCAAGUCCAAGAAGAAAAAGAAGAAGAAGGGGAAAAAGAAGGGGAAAGAACAGUUGGAGGAGGAAAAAGCCGAGAAAGAGACUGAGGGGGACAAGGGGUCAGAGACAGCUGAGGACGAGGGUAAAGAGGGGGACAAGUCAGAGGAAGGGUCAACAGACAAUCCCUCCACUGAAAAAACUGAGGAAAAGUCAUCGAUAUCUGAAAUCUUGGGAUUCAAGAUUGUGACGACCCUGAGGUGCCGCUGUGGACAGGAGACCCAAAGACAGUCUGAUACCAACAUCAUAAACCUGAGCUACCCUGACUGUAACCCUCCAGGCAGCAAUAGGCCCCCUUUUGAGGUGCCUUUCUGUGACGUCCUUAAGAGUACGCUGACAGCAGAACAAAACAUGCAGACCUGGUGUAAUGUGUGCGACCGGUAUCAACCCCAUACUCAGAUUAAAACCAUACAGAGUGUACCUGAUGUGGUGGCGGUCAACUGCCACAUAGAGAAUGCUCGAGACUAUGAGUUUUGGAAAAUGCAGCACAUGAUUUUAAAACAACGUAAGGAGGAGUACAAUGAGUCUUCGUCACAGACAAGCUUUAUGAAUGCCCCUGGAGGGAACCCUGUCAUGUGUCGCUAUGGUAACGCCUGUCGAAGAGGGGGGUGUAAAUUCAGGCACGAGAGAGACAUGCUUGACCCCGCAGCACACAACUAUGAUGAGGACAUCGACUGUCAAUGGAUUCCCCUAGGCUUAAUGAUGGACCUACAUCCAGACGGAACUCUCAAUGUAGAGGAGUACCCAGAUGAUCAACCAGUCCCUCGAGACGCUGCCCCGACAAGAAAGUAUUACGAGAUUUUGGCCGUGAUUUAUCACAUCCGAGACGAGAAGACCGCUGGGAACUUGGUGACCUGUAUUAAUGUCGGGGAAACGUACCACCAAAGGAAGGAGAAAGUCACUUGUACCCAGUGGUACUUGUUCAAUGAUUUCUCCAUCUUGCCAAUAGAAAAGCAUGAGGCCUGUGCUGUGAACAUGGACUGGAAAGUUCCGUGUACGAUUUACUUCAAGAGAAGACAGCUCACCAAAUUCCAUGAUCUCACUGUGACAAAUCCUAUCACCAUCGAUGUUCUGAGAGAAGAAUUUGGAUUGGUCAAUCCAGCUAGCAGGAAGGUGACCUUUGACCCCCUCUCAGAAGAUGAAUUUCCACAGGAGGGAGAUGUGGUUGCGCUGGAUGCUGAAUUUGUCUCACUUAAUCAGGAAGAGUCCGAGCUGAGGAGUGAUGGAACCCGCUCCAUGAUUAAACCGUCUCAUCUUACGUGCGCGAGGAUGACGUGUCUAAGGGGAAAAGGUGAGAAGAAGGGAAUACCAUUUAUUGAUGACUACAUAUCAACCCAAGAACAGGUAGUGGAUUAUUUGACCCAGUGGUCAGGUAUAAGUCCAGGUGACCUGAACCCAGAACUGUCCACUAAGCACCUGACCACACUGAAGUCCACGUAUGUCAAGCUCCGAUACCUAGUAGACACGAAGGUUGUGUUUGUUGGACACGGGCUGAAGAAGGACUUCAGAGUCAUCAAUAUUACUGUUCCUAAGGACCAGAUUGUAGACACUGUACAGCUGUUUUAUAUUCCACGACAGAGAAUGAUCUCACUGAAAUAUUUGGCCUGGUAUUUUCUCAAAACAAAAAUUCAGUCGUCUACCCACGACUCUGUAGAAGACGCCAACACGGCUCUACAGCUGUAUGACAAAUAUCAGGAAGUGGCCAGCGAGGGCAGCGACAAAAUCAGGGCAGUCAUCAAGGAAAUGUACGACGUCGGCCGGAAGGACCAGUGGAAGAUCCCCGACGUGGACGACACAGAAAACCCUCUGGACAUGCUCCAGUUCCCAGGGAACAACAACCAAUAGGGAAUUUGUUGUCAUGCUUGAGUGCACAUGACACAGAAACCUCCAUAACAUGCUCUCCAAUUCUAAGAAAACAACACAUUGGUAGAUAAGAAAGCAUCAUGGAGGUCACACAAAUUUUAUUUUGUUUUGUAGUUCAAAUGGAGUAUAUAUUAAUAAUCUUGCAUAUGAAUGUGUCUCAGCUGGAGUAUUUUUCGCAUCUAGUAUGAUUUUACUCAGAUAACCUGACUAAAAAAAAGUAUUCUAACUCUUUUAAAGGUUUCAAAAUUUGGUUUUUGUUGUGUGUCAAAUUUUGAAAUAGGUUGUUAGCAAAAUACAUAAUUUUAGCCUAAUUAGUUUUGAUAUACAUAUAAAAUUAUACCUGUAUAUAAUUUGAAUUGUAUUCUGUGUCAAGAUCUGUAAAUCAAAUAAAGAUUUAUACAAAUCUG
Messenger RNA from Saccostrea cuccullata (small rock oyster), 4645 nucleotides. RefSeq names its product PAN2-PAN3 deadenylation complex catalytic subunit PAN2-like. Lineage: Eukaryota; Metazoa; Mollusca; Bivalvia; Ostreida; Ostreidae. The record is from RefSeq and is a predicted model, not a curated record. Gene Ontology annotation, biological process: mRNA processing; nuclear-transcribed mRNA poly(A) tail shortening. Gene Ontology annotation, cellular component: PAN complex; P-body. The coding region runs from base 183 to 4220 and encodes 1345 amino acids. The transcript has 29 exons. Gene Ontology annotation, molecular function: nucleic acid binding; poly(A)-specific ribonuclease activity; protein binding.